This is a messenger RNA of Cyprinus carpio (common carp), 1078 nucleotides long. It is a transcript of the gene sprb, whose product is annotated as sepiapterin reductase b. Gene Ontology annotation, molecular function: sepiapterin reductase (NADP+) activity. NCBI's taxonomy places the organism in Eukaryota, Metazoa, Chordata, Actinopteri, Cypriniformes, Cyprinidae. Gene Ontology annotation, biological process: tetrahydrobiopterin biosynthetic process. The record is from RefSeq and is a predicted model, not a curated record.
UCCAGCGUCUCUGAAGGCUUUCAGCAGCAUCCUCACAUGGAAGACGAGAUCUCUCAAGAGUCCAGGGAUCUGGGCAGAGCUCUGUGCAUCAUCACAGGAGCUUCGAAAGGCUUCGGCCGGACGCUUGCGUUUCAGCUCAGCUGCCUACUGAAGCCCAGAUCCGUCCUGAUGCUGGUCGCUCGAACCUCAGAGCAGCUCAACCAGCUGAAGGAGGACAUCAUAACUCUGUACGGCAGACAGAACGAACUGGACGUCCGCUGCGUGCAAGCCGAUCUGGAGAAGAAGGAAGGUGUGGAAAAAACGGUUCAGGCAGCUAAAGAGACUUCGGUGUCAGAAAUGGACCACAUACUCCUGAUCAACAAUGCAGCGUCUCUGGGUGACGUGUCUCGCUUCGCUCUGACCUUCACGGAUCCUGCGGAGGUCAACCGGUACCUUUCUCUGAACGUCAGCGGAGCGCUCAGUCUGACCGCCGGCGUCCUUCAAGCGUUUCCUCGCCGUCUGGGUCUGCGGCGUUCGGUGGUCAACAUCAGCUCUCUGUGUGCGCUGAAGCCCUUCCCGUCCUGGGCCCUGUACUGCACCGGGAAAGCCGCCCGCGACAUGAUGUUCCGCGUGUUAGCCGAGGAGGAGCCGGAUGUAAGAGUGCUCAGUUACGCACCCGGUCCUCUGGACACAGACAUGCAGCUGCAGGCGCGGCGCUCCUCUGGAGAUCUGCAGCUGCGGCGCUCCUUCUCCUCCAUGUUCUCCGAGGGCCAGCUGCUCUCCUGCGAAGAGUCCGGAGCCAAACUCAUGAAGCUCCUGCUGGACAAUGACUUCCAGUCCGGCGCUCAUCUGGACUUCUAUGAGCUCUGAUGCCCACAGCUCUCAAACUGUACAUACUGUGCACAGAGGUUUAUAAUGUUGUGUCUAAUGUUGUUGAUAGAUUUCUAUUCUUUUUAGGUCUUAAAAAUCUGUUUAGAAAUGCUAUGUUUUUAUAAAAGGAAUAAAUGAAUGAAUGUUCAGGCAUUCUUUGUCUUUUACUGUGGCUGCUGUGGAGCACGAUAAAGCAGCUGAGGACAUCUGGUGGUGUUCCUGCACAAAU